Penicillium canariense is the source of this 837-nucleotide messenger RNA. RefSeq names its product tyrosine phosphatase family protein (gene yphA). NCBI's taxonomy places the organism in Eukaryota, Fungi, Ascomycota, Eurotiomycetes, Eurotiales, Aspergillaceae. Gene Ontology annotation, cellular component: cytoplasm. The record is from RefSeq and is a predicted model, not a curated record. Gene Ontology annotation, biological process: dephosphorylation. The transcript has 4 exons. The coding region runs from base 1 to 837 and encodes 278 amino acids. Gene Ontology annotation, molecular function: inositol diphosphate tetrakisphosphate diphosphatase activity; phosphatase activity.
AUGUCUGACACAAAUUCCUACCCUGCGCACGAGGCAGGCUUCCUGGCAUCCCUUGCCCACCUGUACGAGGCAAUCAUUUCGGAAGCCCGAGAGAGUAAGCCCUGCUAUGGCGAAGGCUACCGGGGUCAGCAGCUUACUGAGAGGCGGUACAAUGCAAUUCCGACGCCCACUCUUGGUAUGCGGGGCUCCUUGCCGGGAAUCCCUGAAGAGCCACCGGAUGAGGAGCGGGAGGGAAUGCCCCCUCUCCAGUAUAUUAUCCCGCCGCGAUUCGCUCAGGUUGUGGACGGUAUCUACCGCGCCGGCUUCCCAAAUAUCUUCCACCUUGAUGUACACGAGGCCCUUGGUGUCAAAACUGUUCUGAGCCUGGUCAGUACUGACUACAGCUGGCCUGUACAACACUACAUGGGAAGAAACGACAUUCUCCUCCUUUGUGUCCCGGUGGUGGUCAAUAAGCGGCCAUGCCUCAAAACCACCGAUCACACGGUCAACAUCGUGAUGAAUGUUCUGAUGAAUACUAAAACUCAUCCGAUCGUGAUUCACUGCAAUCAGGGCAAGCACCGCACCGGGUGCAUGAUUGCCUGCUUCCGAAAACUCCAGGGCUGGGGCCACGAGGCUAUCGUUCAGGAGUACCGCGAGUUUGCUGGUCACAAGCCCCGGCCUCUUGACGAGGCCUUCGUCAAAGCCUACAUCCCCCGCCGAGGCUUGCGCAAGGCCGCCAAGCGCAAGGGAAUCGCGUCUUGGGUCGCUGUCCCAGAGCGCUUGACAAGCAAUGGCCCCGACCAGCGCCCACUUCUGGUCCGGGACGAGUCGGAGACUAUCUUCCACAUGUCGAUUUGA